AAAUGAGCAGAGUCCUUUCGUGUUAAUUACUAAUACGCAGCGUUUUGAUAACCUGAACUUUUCCUUUUCUUUUCUGUUUUUUGUUUGUUUAUUCAUUAUUUUGUGUGAAAAGAGAGAGAAAAAUGUUACAGUAUCCGACGUUGAUGAGCCAGUUUCCGUCGUCGACGAAGACGAUACCGGCAUCGCAUUUGUUACCUAUACAGUGGCCCCAGCCCCAGAACGAAGAGAUUCUUCUCGCCAUGGAAGAAGCUGAGUUCGAAGAAAAGUGCAACGAAAUAAGAAAGAUGAGUCCUAGCGUACCCGUAGUAGGAAAACCAGUCGUCGACAACCAUCAAGAAGAAGACGAUAAUGAAGCAGAUGAUGAUGAUGAUGAUGCAGACAAUGCAGAGGAAUCAGAUGGUGAAGAAUUCGAGCAAGAAACUGGUUAACUAAUCUCCAUAACAAAUAAAAAAGGUUGUUGACGACGUCAUAGCUUGAUUUUUGAGGAUACUUGUCCAAACCUUCUCGUGUCAAACGACCGUGGUUCUGAGUUUGGAAGCUCGGUUUCCUUUUGUUAGGAACAAUUAAAACAGAUAUCAUGGUCUUAUUGUCUUGAUGUUGACAUUUUUCUAAAUUUAACCGGUCUAGUGCUUUGGAAAAACCAGUUUGUCCAAAA
Molecule: messenger RNA, 655 nt
Organism: Brassica rapa (field mustard)
Lineage: Eukaryota; Viridiplantae; Streptophyta; Magnoliopsida; Brassicales; Brassicaceae
Product: nucleolin
Biological process (GO): regulation of mitotic cell cycle spindle assembly checkpoint
Cellular component (GO): anaphase-promoting complex
Source: RefSeq, a predicted model, not a curated record